Condylura cristata (star-nosed mole) is the source of this 372-nucleotide messenger RNA. It is a transcript of the gene KCNE2, whose product is annotated as potassium channel, voltage gated subfamily E regulatory beta subunit 2. Gene Ontology annotation, biological process: regulation of heart rate by cardiac conduction; potassium ion export across plasma membrane; membrane repolarization during action potential. Bases 1 to 372 code for a protein of 123 amino acids. Gene Ontology annotation, cellular component: membrane. The record is from RefSeq and is a predicted model, not a curated record. The transcript has a single exon. Gene Ontology annotation, molecular function: delayed rectifier potassium channel activity; voltage-gated potassium channel activity involved in ventricular cardiac muscle cell action potential repolarization; potassium channel regulator activity. Lineage: Eukaryota; Metazoa; Chordata; Mammalia; Eulipotyphla; Talpidae.
AUGGCUACCACAUCCAACCUGACCGUGAUCCUGGAAGACAUCUUCAGAAGGAUUUUUAUUACUUACAUGGAGAACCUGCAAAGGAACACGACAGCUGAGCAAGAGGCCCUGCAGGCCAAAGUAGACGCUGAGAAUUUUAACUACGUCAUCCUGUACCUGAUGGUGGUGAUCGGCAUGUUCUCCUUCAUUGUCGUGGCCAUCCUGGUAAGCACGGUGAAAUCCAAGCGGCGAGAACAUUCCAACGACCCCUACCAUCAGUACAUUGUGGAGGAUUGGCAUCAGAAGUAUAAGAACCAAAUCUUGAAUCUGGAGGAAUCGAGAGCCACCAUCCAUGAGAACCCUAGUGCUGCAGGGUUCAAGAUAUCUCCUUGA